GAAUGAAAGGCUCAACGCUGCCAAGCCUCGCCUCUCAAUCUGGUCUGAAACAUGCCUGCAAGCGCAGUUGACCAGUCGCCCUCUGACCGACGCCUCGACCAAGGACUUCUGGCCUGCACCUUUGUUGUAAGAGAAGGGCGACGUGCAAUUCCAGUUUCCAGGGGACUGGCCUGCAAUGUGCCUGGUACUCGAUACAGCCAGAUCUCAGCGGGUCUGUCUUUGGGGAAUACCUACCAACCUUCUCAGCAGUACAGGAGGUCGAAUGAAUGCCCUCCUAUCUGAAUUCCUUGUAUGUAUAUCUGUGUCGCGUCAGAAGUGUGGAACGUGUUCGGGCCGGUCCCUCCUGAUGUGCGAAAUAGCCGGCAGCGUCUUCCGAAGUUGACGACAUUGAUCGCAACAUCGCCCUUUCACAGCGAGAGAAGGUAAGAAGAACGCUCCUCUAUACUAGGUAGUUGUUGUAAGAUACACUCCGGACCAUCAACGUGGGCACAUCCGUUAUUACAGGCAGCAAAGGUCGGUCUCGAAACCGCUCGUCCCAACAAUAUACCAAAAGAUCGACACAACAAGAAAUCCCUCAGGAACCAGGCCAACAUGCCAUUUGCGACCAUCAACGGGCACUCGCUGCACUACACAGAUAUCGCUCCAGCGUCAUCGUCGUCCCAGCCUCCGUCACCACACACUCUGAUCUUCGUGCACGGGCUCGGGUCAACGCAGAAUUACUACUUCCCCGUCUUCCCCUUCCUCACCUCCUACCGAUGCAUCAUCUUCGAUAAUUACGGCGCCGGACGCUCGGCCUUUCAGGCUGGGACAGAAACCUCGAUUCCGUCCAUUGCCAGCGACGUCCUGGGCCUCCUCUCUCAUCUCGGGGUCGAAAAGGCCGCCGUCCUAGGCUACUCGAUGGGCGGCAUGGUGCCGACGUACCUGGCCUCGACGUCCCCCGGCCGCGUCGUGGCAGGGAUAUGCAUCGGGCCCGUCCACCCGAGCGAAACCGUGGCGAACGUCUUCAAACAGCGUAUCCCCACGGUGCAGUCCCAAGGCAUGGAAGCCAUGGCCAACACCAUCCCCAACGGCGCCACGGGGCCGGGGACCACGGCCUUGCAAAAGGCCUUCAUCCGGGAAAUGCUCCUCGCGCAAUCUCCAGAGGGAUACUGCGCGAAUUGUCGCGCCAUCGAACUCGCCACCCCGCCAGAGUAUGCCAAGGUCAAAUGCCCAGUGUUGAUUAUAGCAGGGGAUCAGGAUAAGUCCGCCCCGUUGGCUGGCUGUGAGAUGAUUUUCAAGGAACUGGGCACGGCUCCGGAGAGGAAGCGGUUGGAGGUGCUGAAGGGGAUUGGGCACUGGCAUUGCGUUGAGGCACCAGACGAGGUUGGCCGGUUGAUCAGAGAGUUCGUGGAGCAAUUAUAAAACAAGGACUUCGAUGUCGCGCUAUGGAUGAGAUGAAUACGGAUCAAGUCCUGCUAACAAAACUACCUCCAAACAUUACCAUUGGAAGCUAGCCUCUCACUGCAGCAUCUGACCAGUGGACAACCGGCUGAAGAUAUUUGAUUCUCGACAUAACUAAUAUGUUUCGAAGAGAGAAUUCGGUCAACUGUUGUACUUAUAUUGUCCCACGACUCCUGUGCGUUCCACUCCGCCUGAUAGAGCAUUUGUUAACAUGAACAUCAAACAC
This is a messenger RNA of Cladophialophora immunda, 1666 nucleotides long. RefSeq lists its product as uncharacterized. The record is from RefSeq and is a predicted model, not a curated record. The transcript has a single exon. The coding region runs from base 592 to 1401 and encodes 269 amino acids. Lineage: Eukaryota; Fungi; Ascomycota; Eurotiomycetes; Chaetothyriales; Herpotrichiellaceae.